Messenger RNA from Leguminivora glycinivorella, 1186 nucleotides. RefSeq lists its product as uncharacterized. Lineage: Eukaryota; Metazoa; Arthropoda; Insecta; Lepidoptera; Tortricidae. The transcript has 7 exons. The record is from RefSeq and is a predicted model, not a curated record. Bases 132 to 995 code for a protein of 287 amino acids.
UGUCAAAGUUGUUAAUUGCCAUGAUGUGAAAUCCACCCUAACACCAAAUAAAAAAUAUUUUUUGACCAAAAUAUAUAUAUUAUAAAAUCAGGAAAAAGUUCAUUGGUUCUUUUAGUGUAGAUUUAACACUAAUGUCAAUCUCUAUAACGUUAUUUUUUAUACUGAUCGCUAGUUGUGCAAUAUUUUACCUAACAACAUGUCUACCAAUACAUGGAAAAGAUAGUGAGUUAAAUAACCAUAAUGAUAGAAGAUCUGAAAUUAUAAGAAGAAGAAAUAAACAGUUGUAUGGAUCCAGGUAUUUCAGACGACAAGGUGUCUCAACUCGUAUUAUACCUUUUUUUCCGUGGAAAGUGAAAAAUCCCGAACACUUAUGGACAGUCCGUACAACCAAGGCCACUUCUCGCAUAUACUACAACUUGACCCGAGAGCGAUGCGAUUAUAUGAGAUUCCGAUGUAUGAAGGCGUACAGGACAGGUGCGGUAUGCGCGCGCACCGUUGACUACAUAUAUUUUAGCUUCCGCGACUACUGCGCUUUGGACUUCCACAACUGUCUCUCCAGAUUGGACGCUAUAUGGUCUAUUGCCUACAUGGGAUAUUGCACGGCCCUCAAACUAGAGAAGGAACUCUAUGUUGAUAUGACCUACGACCAAAUGUCCAACAACUCAAAACUCACUCAAAUGUACAUAGCUGAUGCGGGGGACGAAACCGAAUUCGAAGCCUAUGCUACCUACUACACUUCCGAAGUCACUGAAUCCACAGCCCCUGCCCCCUUCGAAUAUCAAUACGUCAAUUUCUUCGACGAAGACGGUUCAACUAUGUUAGACGAUGAAGGAAAUGUUGUGACAGACAGGAUAAGAGUCACUAUAGUGUACUACAAUGUUACUGAUGAAAAUAAAAAUUUGGUCCUGGACGAACACGGAAUUCCCGUUACUGUUAGAAUAACUACUACUACUGAAGCUACUACUACUACUGCAAGUACUAAGAAGGCCGGUUAGCAAGAGCUACAGUCGUGUGUGGAAGAAAGCACGAAACUUGUCAUCUAUGAAAAAACAGUAGCCAGUGGAAACACGACGAGCUGUUAAUUCAAUUUCAAUUUUAUUUAUUUAAAGGGCCAACUGAGAGCAAUGGUUAAUGGUUUCCCUCUUUCCCCUUAAUUUUUAACCCACGACGCAAAAACGACGUGUUA